Molecule: messenger RNA, 1151 nt
Organism: Lycium barbarum (goji berry)
Lineage: Eukaryota; Viridiplantae; Streptophyta; Magnoliopsida; Solanales; Solanaceae
Product: acid phosphatase 1-like
Exons: 3
Coding region: 145-927 (260 amino acids)
Molecular function (GO): acid phosphatase activity
Source: RefSeq, a predicted model, not a curated record
UAUCAAUUGAUUGAAUCCUUAAUACAAGAAAGAGAUGUUAUGUAUAAAUCACUCACACAUUCUUCUAACGCUCUCGAUGUUUCGUUACUAAUAAUAUAUUCUUAGAACACAUAUUUUAGUUUUCUCCUUUAGCAAAACACUAAAAUGGGUAGACAACUAGUGUUCUUUCUGGUUCUCACUAGCCUAUUAAUUGGCUUAGGAGAAGCAGAUCAUUGGAACAUCUUAAAUUCAAGAAAAAAGGCAAGUAAUGUUGUUGGUGCUAGAACAAGUUUGAAAAAUUACUGUGAGAGUUGGAGGAUCAAUGUGGAGCUAAACAACAUUAGGGGCUUUGAGUUUGUUCCACAAGAAUGCACACAUUAUAUAUGGAAGUAUAUGACUUCAACUCAAUAUAAAUCAGACUGUGAAAGAGCCAUUGAAGAAGCUCAACUCUACUUGGGUAAUCACUGCAAUUUGAAAGGUGAUGGUAAAGAUGCUUGGAUUUUUGAUGUUGAUGACACCCUUAUAUCCACUCUCCCAUUUUUCAAGAAACACAGUUUUGGGGGAGAAAAGCUGAACCUGUCUAAUAUGGAAGGGUGGAUGAAGGAGACAAAUGCACCAGCAUUGGAACAUGGUCUUAAACUCUAUAAUGAGAUUAAAGCAAAGGGCUAUAAAACAUUCUUGAUAUCUAGCAGAAGAGAAUGCCUAAGGGAUGCCACUGUUGAAAACCUAAUCAAGGUUGGUUACCAUGGAUGGUCUAGUCUCAUCUUGAGGGGUCUUGAGGAUGAACAUACAGGAACACAAAACUAUAAAGCAGAGGCAAGGAAACAACUGGUGGAUGAAGGUUACCGCAUAUGGGGAUUAAUUGGUGAUCAAUGGAGCAGUUUUACUGGAACUCCAGCUCCUAAAAGAACAUUUAAACUCCCUAAUUCCUUAUAUUAUAUUUCUUGAUUAAUGGACUCAAGUGAAAUCCUUUUUUGGGCUCAUGUUGUCAUAGAUUUUUUUUUUUUUUCUUGUGUGAUUUUGUUUCCCAUUUCAAUCCAUUGCAUUGUGGAAUGAAACUAAAAACAUGUUAAAGCCAAGAUUGGCCGGCUGGUUGCUGCUAUACAUAGUAUUUUCCCCUACUGUGAGAGUUGGGAACCAAAUAAUGGCGAAAAACAAUUUAUUUCUAUGAA